This is a messenger RNA of Paramecium pentaurelia, 965 nucleotides long. The record is from the annotation of a GenBank genome assembly. NCBI's taxonomy places the organism in Eukaryota, Ciliophora, Oligohymenophorea, Peniculida, Parameciidae.
AUGUCAAUAGUGAAAAGGCAAUUUUCUAAUGGUAGAAUGAAAUCUGAUGCUGAUAUAUUUAAAUAAGCAUUUGAAGAAGUAGAGAGAAAAAGACCUGGAUCAGGAUAACCUAUGACAACUGUUAAGUCACCUUUACCUCCAAGAAAGCCUCUCUUUUCAGGAAGUCAAAAAUAAAGAUUAAUUGUUAAUGCUAAUAAUAUUGAGCAAUAAAUUCCUUAACAGAAGUUAAUUAAAUCUAGUCAAAAUAGUUAACAUUCAUCUAAGGCAUCGCUAAGUCUCACAUAGAAUUAAUAAUAAUUGAUUCAUAUUGUAACUACUAUUUUAGAUUUACUUAUUUAGAAAAGUCCUUAAAAAUAAACAAAACCUCCAAUACAUAUUGAUAAAAAGAUCAUUAUUGCAAGACAUGAAUAAAUUGGAAGUUCUGGGAGACCAACAAUGACAGGAGAUAAUUAAUAAAGAAAUAAUAGUAAAUAAAAAGUAUCAAGUGCAGGAACAAAUACUAAAUAAUUUAAUUGGACUGAUGUAAUUGAAUUACCAUAACGUGAAUCUUCUUUAAAUGUAAUUAUUAAAUUAUAGCAAGAAAAGAAGGUUAGUUUCAAGAGAAAAAUUAAAAGCACUUCCAGGAUAAUAUUAAACACAUUAAUAAUAAUCAAUUACUUAAUCCUGUAGAUCAGAAUAAAAUUAAUAUCAUAUUUUUGAUCAGUAAUUAACUAAAUCGGUAGAAAAUAAACAACCUCUUUGUUAUACUGAUUUUAGUAUGACUUCUAAAAAGAAUGAUUUAUAAAAAGCUUUUGCUUCAAUCCAAAUGGAAAUCAAAUAAGCCUCAUAAGAAGCUAAAUAAAAUCCAAUUGAUUCAUACAUGAAUGGUAAUAAAUCUCAUUAUAUAUUAUAUUAUAGCAAUUCCAGAAUAGGAAGAUGAUGGAUGUUCAUCAUUGGCGUAGAGUACUCUCUAUUAAUUUUAAUGA